AGAAGUAGAACAUAGAGUUAUGGGUUAAACAUCUUUCUUUUAUUGAUAAUAUUCCAAUACUGCAUUUGGAUAUUGACAUGUUUUGAUAACACGUAUAUUUCCUUUUUUUUCAAUAACGAAAUUAACCUAAAUCUAAGUCAAAAGUCAAAGUGAAGUACUGAAUGAACCAAGAUUCUAGUUCUCCUAGCUCUCACGCGUACGAAUACAUAAUGGUGGCGUGCAAAUGAAGACGGAGCCCAGUGGCCAGGACAACUCUAUUAUCUCUCUUUGUACAAUGUCCAGUGUGUUGAAGAGAAGUAUGGACCGUGAUGGGUCUCCAAUCAGCAAACGGUCACGGUCUGCCUAUGGCCCUGAUCAUGACAUGAUGCGAGACAGAAUGAGUCCACCGGAUUUCGAUCGAAGGGAGCGGGUAAAGUACGAACCAAGGGACCCUCCACCUGGGCCACCGGGUCCAGGGUAUCGCACUGAGUUCCUCGUUCACGAUGGUCCACCACCCCCUCGUCAACAUUAUGAAUCGAGGGGUCCACCACCCAGCACACCGUACCAGGCACCCCCACGUUGGCCGCCUGAUAAUAAUGACUAUAGAUCUCUAUACAUUAGCGGCAUACCAAGCAAGGUUCCUGAUCAGAUUCUCAGAGACUGUCUCAUUGACAAUUACAAAAGAUUUGGUGAAAUGAAUGUGAAAAUUACAAUGUCUAAUGAUCAAAGAGUUGCAUAUUUAAAUUUUAGGUACCCUGAAGAUGCGAAAGAGGCUCUGAUGAAAGGGAUUAAAUUCCUUUUUGACAGAGAACUGAAGAUCAAUCCUGUUUUCAACAAACGCAGGAACAUCAGUCCCAGCCGAAACUUUCCACCAAGUGGUGGUAGUGGCAGUGGUGGUAGACCUCCGCCAGCAGAACCUUUCUAUCCCUCGAGCAGACACUCGCCACCUCCAUAUGACCGCAGACCUCCAAUUGAUGGCCCAGCUUCUUAUGAAUAUCGACCACCUCCACCUCCUGGUAGUCAGACUGAGGAAAGGAAAAGUGAAAAGUUCCCGUAUCAUUUAGAUCAUGUUGACCCUGAAUAUGAUGACAAAGCCACUAGAACAUUGUUUGUAGGUAAUCUUGAUGUAAACAUUACAGAGUUUGAUUUGCGCAAUAUUUUUGGAAAAUUUGGCUAUGUUGAAGACAUUGAUAUAAAGCGUCCUGUAAGGAAUACUGGAAAUGCUUAUGCUUUCAUAAAGUACAUCAACCUUGAUUGUGCACAUAGAGCAAAGGUUGAGAUGUCUGGAAAAUACAUUGGUAGAUUUCAGUGCAAAAUUGGGUAUGGAAAAGUUACACCAACAACAGUUAUUUGGGUGGGAGGGCUUGGGCCGUGGAUCACUGUUGAAACACUGGAACGUGAAUUUGAUAGGUUUGGUGCAAUUCAACAUAUUGAAUGGCCGAGGAACAAAAACUUUGCUUAUGUUGUUUAUGACAGUAUUGAUGCAGCCCAGGCAGCUUGUCAGCAGAUGAGAGGAUGUCCCCUUGGUGGGCCUGAUCGACGUUUGAGGCUUGAUUUUGGAGAAAAAGAUCACAUAGGACGCAGCCAUAGCUUGCCAGAUUAUCAUUAUCCACCAAGCAAAGAAAGAAGCAGUUAUGGUCCGCCGCCUGAGCGGCCACCAGGUCCAUGGAGAGAGUCUCCACGCGGACCUCCAGAUGCACCGGAGAGACCCAGGUAUGAGGACUGGCGGGAUCACAGGGAAUAUAGGCCCCCGCCUCCUGAGGCUUAUAGGGAAGAAGGUAGACGCCAUGAGGACUACCAUUACGAGCGAGGUUCUGAACGACGUAGAGAGCGUACACCAGAAUUCAAUAAGUCUCAGUUCCAUGUGACAAGUCAGAGAUCACCUGAGCGAAAUAGAGAGUACAGGGAAGAACGGGCUCCACCACGAGAUGAGGAACGGAGAUUGUCAGAGCGUAGAGAAUAUAGAGGUCCUAGCCCCAAUGGUGAUUUUAUUGAGAGUCAGUGCCGCAGUCUCGCUGAUUUGGCCAAAAUGUUACCUGUUGCUUGGAAUGGUGCCCUCAUUUUGAAAAGUUCUGCUUUUGCCUCUCGUAUGCAUGUAGUCAGUGGUGAUGUGACUUUGGUGGAUACAUUGAUGAGGGAUCCUACUUCAACAGAAUCUCCUGUUCUCAAAAUAACGCAACGUUUACGGUUAGAUCAACCUAAACUAGAUGAUGUUGGUCGUAGAAUUCAGGCUGCCGGACCCCGUGGUCACUGUAUUUUGUUAGCCAUGCCUAGUUCUCUAAAUAAUUAUGAGGACACUGCCUCAUCUAUUCAGCAAAGACCCUUGAAAAAUCUUGUCACAUAUUUGAAACAAAAGGAAGCUGCUGGUGUUAUUUCCCUUCCUCCAAUUCCUAUUCCAGGAAAGAAAGAUGUUGGUGUGCUUCAUGCUUUUCCUCCAUGUGACUUUGGGUUCAACUUUUUGAGAAACCGUGCUCCCAAACUGUCACCAGAAUCUGCGAAAGAGGAUUACCUUGUUGUUGUAGUUGUUAAUGGGGCAGCAUAGCCCCUUUUACACAUCAUGUUCAUUGAAACUGACCCACUGCAUCUGUUGAGAUUCUUUAAGAGAUAGAUAUAUAUUAUAUAUAAGUUCUUGUACAUUUUUUAAAGUAGAAGUUCAGUCAUCUUUAUAAUCGCUUGUCAGCUAUAUAUUAACUUAUAAUUAAGAAUAGAAUUCUUUUUGAAUGUUGCUCUAUGAAAGAGAUUUAGAGAGCUUAGAUCCUUCUGUAUUUUUUAUUGGUAAUUUUAGCCAUCCUUUUUCAGAACAUAGAUGAAAUGUUUUAAAAAGAACUAUCAUGAUAAGGCAUGUGCUUGGAGAGUUAAACACCCAAUAUUAUAAAUAUAUAUUUCACGGACAUCAGCUUUUUAAUCUUUUCCAAAAAGCUUUUGAAAUGUUAAAUGUUUAUCAGAUAGUCUAGAGAUGUCAGGGAAUUGUUUUAGUGGGUUUGUUUUAAUAUUUUUCAUGUGAACAUAUUAAGUACUAUUUAUAUGUGUCAUUUUUUUAGACAAAGUGUAAACUUGCUUUGCAUUCUGCUUCGUUGUUUUCAAAUUUUCUUUGUACAGAGCCAUCUUCACAUCACAGAACACGCACUCUGCUCUGGAACUGGAAAAUUAAAAUGGAGAUGGUGAUUUGGAACUGGAAAACAGUGUCACAUUGCUUUCUUCAUCGGCCUCCCAAUUCCAGUUCUCAGAUGCAGAAGUGCUGUUUGCUCUGUAGUGAAGCAGUCCAGCAUUUGUAAGUGUGGACUGUGGUUUAUUUUAUGGCCCGAUUUCACAGUGCAUUCGCUGAAUAUUCAAGACGUAAUAUCUGUUGUGCAUACGUUUUUCAUUGGUGCGCUGCUGGAGUGAUUUGUGAAAGGUUACUAUGUGAUAGUGAUGGAUGAGAGAAUCAUGGACUGUUCAAGUGUUAGUUUAAAUUAGCGUGACUUGCUGAAAUAAGAAGGUCUACAGUGUUGUUUACCUUCUAGUGAAAAACUGUAGAUUCGUGAAAUUGUUUUAUAAUGCUGUUUAUAUUGUGUGUGCUGCUAGGAAAGGAAAAAGGGUGGUUCGUUAUCUCUUGAUGCUACGACGUGCAUGCUGAUAGACAAAAAAUUAAUAUAGAUCUAGAUAAUUUGAGGAAUAUUAAGUCUGUUGAACUCAGUUUAACUGUUAUCGUAUCCAUCAACUUAGAUCAACUGCUUGAUCAAAAAGAUACUCGGAAAAAAUGUUCUCUUGGUGUGUAGUCAUUGUGUAUUCAUGAUAUUUUCAAAAGGUCAUAUCAAAUGGCUUUUCUCUCAUAUAGUAUUCUUGCAAAAGUUGAUAUGGAAAAGAAUGUGCCUAUUUAUCUUUCAGUGCAGUUUUUUUCUCCAGUGUUGUAAAGUGUCUGAAAAUUGUGCAUGUGAAAAAAAUAACCACUAGUCUUCAUAUUCCCGUGAAAGGGAAAUUCAUGCUGCAUUCUUUGUGAUUCCUUUUGCUGUGUAUGAAACUGGAAGUUUCAUUAAGGGAUGUGUUUUGUAACUAAGUGAGUCUUCUAUUAUGAUUUGCCGCGCAUUUCUGUAAGUUGUGUUUGUGUGUAUUCCCGUUUUGAUUUUGAAGAAAAAAUUGAUUCUUGUAAGUUAACUAUAAUCUGUUCGAUUUAUUAGAAUGUGGUGGUUAUUUUCUUUAGACUUGUAGUCAAUAAACUAAAUACUUCAUUGUUGACAUGGAAAUCGGUAUGGUCUGUUUCUUUGAGAUGUGCGUAGUAGUACGGUUCAUCAAAUUAGUCAGUGCUUUAUAUUCAGUGUGUGGGAAAUUCAUGAUGCUGUGCAAUUCUAUACAAAGUAAUUGCACAAGCGAGUAUUGUGAAUUUAUUGUUUUAUUCCAUCCUGUGAUAAGCCAUGGAAUGAACCAUUGUGGUGCUUGAUUAGCCUUGUUAGAAUGGUCCUUGCUGUGAGUGGUUAUCAAGGUGCAUUGAUAAGUUUAUUCAAGUGAAUCCUACAAAUCUGUGUGGUUAAUAUAUGAGCAGCGAUGCUCUUUUUGACACAAGGUAAUGACUUUCAUCUCGAAAAAGUUAUAAUGUUUUCUAUUUGUAGUGCAUCAGGAAAUCUGUUGUAGGAUGGAACAGUGUGGAGUGGAGUGGUUUUUAUUCAGGUUAGAUUGAUGCUACUAGUGUGAAAAGAGUGAUUGGUUUGAGAUUCGAGGCAUUAUGAAAUUCAUCUGAAAGUCAUGGGUGAUUUCUUACCUCUACACAAAGUCACUGAAAAUGAGUUCAGGGUCUGGCUGUGAAUUCUGAAUGCUACAGAAGUAUGAUCGUUUAGAUUUUUCAUCCGCAAAUCAGUGAAGAUUUUCAAGGCAUUCAGAGGUCUGGUGUGACAGUAUUUUAUGCUAUGCUGUCUAAUUCAUGAACUGACAAUCCUAGUGCUUUCAUUGUCAGACCUCAUAAGUGAGAAAAAGUGAAGGAACAGUGAAGCUGUGAUAUUUUACCCUUUUUUGGGGGACAUUUUCAAAGUUGUCCAAGGCCCAUUUACAGCCUCAAGAAUUUUUAAACUUUAAAUUUACACGUUUGUUGCUCCACUGGAAAGCUGAAAAUGUAAGCACUUGUUGCCCCUA
Aplysia californica (California sea hare) is the source of this 5082-nucleotide messenger RNA. RefSeq names its product RNA-binding protein spenito. Bases 224 to 2521 code for a protein of 765 amino acids. Gene Ontology annotation, cellular component: nucleus. The transcript is spliced from 2 exons. Gene Ontology annotation, biological process: regulation of alternative mRNA splicing, via spliceosome. NCBI's taxonomy places the organism in Eukaryota, Metazoa, Mollusca, Gastropoda, Aplysiida, Aplysiidae. Gene Ontology annotation, molecular function: mRNA binding. The record is from RefSeq and is a predicted model, not a curated record.